Molecule: messenger RNA, 3326 nt
Organism: Salvelinus fontinalis (brook trout)
Lineage: Eukaryota; Metazoa; Chordata; Actinopteri; Salmoniformes; Salmonidae
Gene: kcnab1a
Product: potassium voltage-gated channel subfamily A regulatory beta subunit 1a
Exons: 14
Coding region: 983-2167 (394 amino acids)
Biological process (GO): transmembrane transport; potassium ion transport; negative regulation of delayed rectifier potassium channel activity
Cellular component (GO): juxtaparanode region of axon; voltage-gated potassium channel complex; cytoplasm
Molecular function (GO): voltage-gated potassium channel activity; transmembrane transporter binding; potassium channel regulator activity
Source: RefSeq, a predicted model, not a curated record
AGAGAUGGAGAGAGAGAGAGUGAGUGAGAGAGCGAGAGAGAGAGUGAGAGAGAGCGCUGCAUGCUACUCACUGCCCGGCAGGAGCACCAGAGGAGACGGAGCUAUAGUGCUGAGAACGAAAGAAAAGAAGGGUAGAGUGACGUAGAGAAAGAUAAUAUAAGAGGAGAAAGGGAAGAGGGGAAUCUGGGGCAGAUGCACAUUAGUGACAGACAUUAACAUCGGCAGGCUGGAGCAAGAGAACGUGAAAGAGGCUUGGAGAAUAAGACAUCAUAAGAGGAGAAGAAGCUGAACGCCGUGAAAGAUGACAGAGCACCAGUCCUGAGAUCAACCCUCAUCCUUCCCCCUCUCCUCACCCCUCCUCUGACCCCAUCCCCAACAUUACCCUCCUCCCUCUCUCUCUGUGGUUAGACAAGACAUGAUGACCGGUCCUGACCAGAUUCCGCGCUCAUCGCGUCCCUCUGGAAUCACUCCAGCUUCUCUGGACUUCUCAGCAUUCUGACUGGCACUCUUCCGACCACUUUUAGAUAUUCUCUCCAGGAGAAGACAGGAAGGAAUACGGUAUUCUCUCCAGGAGAAGACAAGAAGGGGGAAGUUUGUCAUCUCCUUGCUGUGAGGACUGACUUUUUUCUUCAGAGGGAAGAUAAUUACCUACAACAUCGAGAAGACUUCCUGAGUUACAAAACAACAACACUGAGAAAGAAACAACAUUUUAAACACGGAAAGAAGAAGGGACAUUUUAACACGGAAAGAAGACAGGACAUUUUAACACGGAAAGAAGACAGGACAUUUUAACACGGAAAGAAGACAGGACAUUUUAACACGGAAAGAAGACAGGACAUUGUAACAUCAACAGGUCAUUUCAACAAAAGAUCAAGACAUUUUAAAACUUUAUCUCAGUCUCUCUCUCUAUUCAUCCACUUCUCUUGGACUCUCUGUCCUGAACAUUUCUCUGUGAGUGUCAGUCGGUCCAUCCAGCCCAGCCAUGCAGGUGUCUAUAGCCUGUACGGACCCCCACAUGAAACGUGGAAAUGGGGAUCACAAGAAUGCCACCAGCCCGGGGAAUGCAGCGCGGGCCAAGUUCAGAACCGUGGCCAUUAUAGCACGCAGCUUUGGGGCGUUCGCACCCCGACACCACAUCUCCCUCAAAGAGUCCACGGGGAAACUGACCGGCAUGAAAUACAGGAACCUGGGAAAGUCAGGACUUAGAGUGUCGUGUUUGGGACUGGGCACAUGGGUAACGUUUGGCAGUCAGAUUACAGAUGAGGUGGCCGAGCAGCUGAUGACCAUAGCGUAUGAGAGUGGGGUCAAUCUGUUUGACACAGCGGAGGUGUACGCUGCUGGAAAAGCUGAAGCAAUAUUGGGUAAUAUCAUCAAAAAGAAGUCCUGGAGACGAUCAAGUCUGGUCAUCACUACCAAGCUGUACUGGGGAGGAAAGGCAGAGACUGAAAGAGGCCUUUCAAGGAAACACAUUAUUGAAGGUCUGAAGGGCUCUCUCCAGAGGUUGCAGCUGGAAUAUGUAGACGUGGUCUUCGCAAACCGCCCCGACACCAACACGCCCAUGGAGGAGAUUGUGAGAGCCAUGACGUAUGUGAUCAACCAGGGGAUGUCCAUGUACUGGGGGACGUCUCGAUGGACAGCCAUGGAGAUCAUGGAGGCGUACUCUGUGGCCAGACAGUUUAACCUGAUCCCUCCGGUGUGUGAGCAGGCUGAGUACCAUCUCUUCCAGAGGGAGAAGGUGGAGGUCCAGCUUCCAGAACUCUACCACAAGAUAGGUGUUGGGGCAAUGACGUGGUCUCCGCUGGCCUGUGGCAUCAUCACAGGGAAGUACCAGAACGGCAUCCCAGAAACCUCCAGGGCAUCCAUGAAGUCGUACCAGUGGUUAAAGGAGAAGAUAGUGAGUGAGGAUGGGAGGAAACAGCAGGCUAAGCUGAAGGAGCUGGGACACAUCGCUGAGAAGCUGGGCUGUACUCUCCCACAGCUGGCCGUGGCCUGGUGUUUGAGGAGCGAGGGGGUGAGCUCAGUCCUCCUGGGAUCCUCCAGUCCAGAGCAGCUAACGGAGAACCUAGGUGCCAUACAGUUCCUUCCUAAAAUGACGUCUCAUGUGGUGUCGGACAUCGAUCGCAUACUGGGGAACAAGCCUUACAGUAAGAAGGAGUAUCGCUCCUAGACACCCAGGAGGAAGCAGAACCACUACUGUACAACCACUGUGGAUCCAGAUCCACCAACCACUUGGGCUCAGCCUCCAUGGGGUUUCAGCUCAGUCUAAUCCAGCCCAGUUCAGGCCUGCUCAGCUCAGCCCCAGCCUUCUUAGCCCAGUGUAACCAAGCUCAGUUCAGCCUAACCCUGCUAACCCUCUGCCUAGACCAGCUUUCAGCUCAGCUUACUCUUAUCAGUAGAUUUUCUGACUCCUGAGUUUAUUAACCAGGUAGAAGCAUGCUUCCCCUCUCUGGUGUGCCUGGACUUUCUCUUUAAAGGCACAUUAUACAAAACAACACAGAAAGGGGAUAAUACUUAGUAUAUACCAUAAACGUCUUUCACAAUGCAUUUUGAAAACAGACUCCUCUCUCAAGCCAGUAUACUGCAUUUGACCCCUGUUUGACCUCGCAAAGCAAAGCACCCUGGGACAGUGAGUUUCAGCGACAGGCAUUUGUUCUGUCUGUGAGGGGAAGAAUGUGCAUGUUGUCGCCCCCAUUUGGUCGUAUGAGAAACUGCUAUCCAAUAUCUUCAAAAGAUUCUUAGUGAGAGAGCGCAGGAGAAUCUCAAUUGCAUACUCCUCGCGUCCUCUCUCCUCGCCUCCUUCUCAAAACCCAUUGAGAAUGUUCGAGGGGAGGGACCUCUGACUUUCUCAUCCAAUACGUUUUGAGAAGGAGGCGAGGAAAGAGGACGCGGGGAGUCAAGAAAACGCAAUUAAGAUUCUCCCAGUGGCCUACUGUUCUGUAUAGUGUCUGUCUGUCUGAGUGAGCAGGUGGCCUCCUGUACUGUACUGUAUACUCUCUGUCUGCAUCCAUAGAGGAGAAUCCUGCCUCUCCUCCUCCGGCCUGUAAUUUGAACCUGCAUCUUUGGUUGCUGACGGGAAUCUGGGAUAGCACAAGCCACUCUGUGACAUAACCUCCCACCAGACCAAUGUUACCUGUGGGUGUUGCUUGUUAGAUAAUGUGAAAGAUAGGUGAAGUAUGUUGAAAGAUAGGUGAAGUAUUUAGAAAGAUGUAAAGGCCUAUAUCUAUUCUAUAAUAGUACGUGAAAGUAAGUUUAUUCUGUGUGUUUGAAUUUUUUUGUCUUUCAGGGGUGUAUAUAUUAAACUUUAUGGGGCAAACCUUGUAACGUAA